ACAUUUUAGAAUGGGGUGCCUUGGGACUAUCCAUAAUUUUAGUGGGUGCCUUGAAAUUGUCCAUAAUUAUAAAGGGUGCCUUGUGAUUGUCCAUCAUUUUAAGGGUGCCUCGGGACUGUUCAUAAUUAUAAAGGGUGCCUUGGGACUGUCCAUAAUUUUAAUGGGUGCCUUGGGACUGUCCAUAAUUUUAAUGGGUGCCUUGGGACUGUCCAUAAUUUUAGAAGGGUGCCUUGGGAUUGUCCAUCAUUUUAAAGGGUGCCUUGGGAUUGUCCAUCAUUUUAAAGGGUGCCUUGGGACUGUCCAUAAUUUUAGAGGGUGC
Staurois parvus is the source of this 319-nucleotide messenger RNA. The record is from the annotation of a GenBank genome assembly. NCBI's taxonomy places the organism in Eukaryota, Metazoa, Chordata, Amphibia, Anura, Ranidae.